GACUGCAAAGCAUGGUGACACUGGUAGAGACAUGGAUGCCAUAAUAUACGCUGUAUGCGUGGUGUCUAUGAAAUUGAAAUAUUUUUGUGUUGUUGCUAACCAACAAAAAUUAGCUCAAAACAUCAAUGCUGCUUUUGUCGAUUGGUUGUCUGCAAAGAAUAAUGAAAAAGCAUACAAGAUUAUGAAAGAACAAUCAUCUAGAUCCAGACUGUACACUUUCAUUAUGAUAUAUUCAUGUUACAUAUGUGGUUUCCUUUACAUAAUAUCUGUCGCUGUUGUAAACGUAAAAGAAAUAAUUUUCAAAGCCCAAAUGAUGAAUACAUCAAAUGGUAAUAUUAGUUUACCAGAAAGGAUAUAUAUAAUCCCAUCUGGUGAUAUUGGUGAUAAUAUGACAACUUUGCAGUACACAAUGUUCACCAUCUUGCAUACUGUUCAAUUGCUGUCAAUAUGUACAGCAAUAUCUACUCUGGACAGUUUUUUCAUUAAUGUUACUCUACAUAUCUCUGGUCAACUUAAAGUGCUUGAAACAAAAUUUAAAACUUUAACAAGCAAGCCAGAUGCUCUGCUAAUCUAUCGAAAGCAAUUUAUUAAGUUGAUUAAUAGACACUGCGAAUUAAUGGAGCACAAUCAGAAUAUAGAAGAUACGUUCCAUUUGAUUAUAUUAUACCAACUUGUUACAGUAACUCUCCUAUUCGCACUUUCAGGAAUACGUAUACUAAUUUACUUAAGAAAUGGUAUUUAUUUUGAAUCAGCGAAAACUGGUCUAAUCAUAAACUACCUGUUUAUGCAAUCGCUGUUGUAUUGUUGGGGCGGUGAUUUUAUACAAAGAGGAAGUACAGGAAUAUUCCAUGCAAUGUACACGACUUCCUGGUAUACGCUUCCUCUAACGUUGAUGAAAGACAUGAACUUUGCGUUGAUGAGGUCAGCUCGUUCAUUUCAGCUCACCGGUGGAAAAUUUUUCUACGUUAAUCGCAUGGCGAUGGUGUACGUUCUGAGGACGGCAGCUUCAUACAUUUCGUUUUUGCGAGUGGCUCUGAGAGAAUAAAAGUUAACAAAUCUAAUUAAAAUUUGCAAAAUUAAAAUUAUUUAUUGCUAUACAAAAUUCGUAAAUGCGAUUAAUUAAAAUAUUAUACCUAUACUUAAUUUUUAUAUAUAAUUUGAUUAAUAAUAACGAAAGAAUGAGAAGUUCCAAGUUUUAAAUUCAUAAAUGUAAUAAAGCAAUGGAAACGUUUUUAAAUUUGCACAUUAAUACCCGCGUCAUGCUCUGAUUAGCAUUGACCUGUAUUCAUACAUUUCAAAUUAUAUUUUCAUUGUUA
This is a messenger RNA of Solenopsis invicta (red fire ant), 1316 nucleotides long. Its product is annotated as odorant receptor 22c-like. NCBI's taxonomy places the organism in Eukaryota, Metazoa, Arthropoda, Insecta, Hymenoptera, Formicidae. Gene Ontology annotation, molecular function: odorant binding; olfactory receptor activity. Gene Ontology annotation, cellular component: plasma membrane. The transcript is spliced from 3 exons. Gene Ontology annotation, biological process: sensory perception of smell; detection of chemical stimulus involved in sensory perception of smell. Bases 32 to 1045 code for a protein of 337 amino acids. The record is from RefSeq and is a predicted model, not a curated record.